CUUGUGGGAUUUCAUUGGGUAUGUUGUUGUUGUUUAAACCGAGAGCACUUGAUAAGGAAUCUUUUUGAAAAGCAUGUAAUGUAGCAGAUUGUUUAAUGUGAGAACAUAUAUUGAGUAGAUGAUUGAAUUCUAUCUUGGUGAAACAGCUUUCAGCAUAUGUGUUCCGUGUUUCCUUGUUUACGCCUAGAAGCUAAUAAUUCUAAUAGUUUAAAGAACUCAAAUUACGUGUUCACGUCUGCAGGCUUUUCUCUGAGACGUUUACAAUCUUUUUCUUCUUAACUUGCUCCAUCUGAGAAAAGUACUAGAGAUGGCAAAAGAUAAAGUUGCAAGCUUAGGUGCUGAAGUUUCUCAGUCAAAGGAAAAAAUGGCCAAGAAAAUGCAAGAGUUGAACAAAGAGCUGAUUCCUGACAAGAUAUUUGUUCCUAUUCCUGGAUCAUCCUCUAAUUUUAUAUUAGGUCCAUGUUUUAAGACAAUGUUUCCUCCAGAGCUCUCGUCUCUUUACCCCUUAGCUGUAGGAGAGAAGCUACUUCUACACUCCGUGCAACUUGAUUGGUUCGGAGGUAAGUAUCUGGAUUCAUGGCCUUCUAAUAGUAGAUCAUGGAAUGAUUGGGUAGAUAGAGUUGAGAAGGCCAAAGGGGAAGUUUGGAAAUCAGCUGAUAUCUAUGAUGCCAUUCAGUUGUCAAAAAAUGAUAUCUCGAUGGACAAAAAUCUUCUGUAUGCUGCUUUAUGCUAUUGGUCAAUCUCCACAAACUCGUUCCACUUCAGAUUUGGUAUGAUGGGGCCAACAGUACUAGAUAUUGUUGCUUUGACAGGACUUAGGCCACAUGGGGAGGAAGUCAGUGCCAUUCUUGGGAUGGCUGGAUCGACUUGUCAUUUUCCCAAGUAUGGAACAAUUUAUGAUAAUUCCUUGCGUUACAGCAAGUAUCUUGAUGUGUCAAAGUCAGAAACAGCUGUGACAAAGGAAGAACAUUUAUCUUUUCUGUUUACGUGGCUCAGUAAACAUCUGUUCUGUGACUCUUCUGUAAACAUGAUUAAGCAAUGCACAAAACUGGCAUUCGCUCUUGCUGCGGGUAGAAAGCUUGCUUUGGCACCUUUUCUCUUGUCUAAUUUAUAUCAUGGAUGCACUGAAAUCAUUAUGGGCAAGUUUCUAUAUGGAAGAGGUCCAUUCUGGAUCUUGCAAUUCUGGCUACAGUCUUACUUCCCAGAAUUCCAACCUGCUACUUUGGAUACCUGUAAUAUCCCCACCUAUGCUAGUUUCGAGGAAUACUUUCGCUUUUUUCAUAAAUGUGCAUCUAGAACUAUCAGCCAAUUCACCCUGUUUUCUUCUAGGAAGUUUGGACCUGUCUGGUUUAAGAAAUCACUUGAUCCUGACUUCCAAAAACUUAAUAAGCCAGAGCUACAAGAUAUUUGGGCCAGUUAUCUCAUUGCUCGAGACCUCCCUUACAGUAUCCUUCUGGAUGAAUCUUUGAAGUGCAAAUAUGAGGUAGAACAUUACUCUCCAAAUCAGUUUGCCCGACAGUUUGGUAUGACUCAGGCUGUCCCCUUCCACCAAUCGGCCAAUAAACUUCCGAUUAGAAGAAAAGAUUUCCAAUCUGCAGAUUACACUGAAGAAACUGAAUCAAGGUUUUGCCAAUUGAAAAGGAAGUUUUCAUUAGUUCCAUUUGAUACUAAUCCUAGCUCUACUGAGUUCUUUGAUUCCUGGUGGUCCACUUACAUCCAUACUCGGGACAAGACUGCUGUUGAUAUCCUCCGAAAGAUCUCACCUCAUGUCAUGCCCCUCUGUUCAUCUGACAGACAAAAAAUUGCUGCUCCUCAGUACAAUGGUAUUAAAGGCAAUUCCGAAUCUGCAGGAAAAAUUGGCCAGAAUAUGAAGAGGAAAUAUGAAGGGGAUAAUAUUCCAUCGCAAUCUUUGGCUCAGCAAGACGAGCCCAUACAACAAAAGAACUUGAAUGAGGCAGCUGAAAAUAUAGCUACAACAACAUUAUGCAAGAAGACGAAGACUUACUCGAGGAAAUUGUCACCAGGCUCAACUUCUGACAUACCUUCUACAUCAGCCUUCCCUACAAGUUGUACUCCUGCUAAUGAAGACAGGACUAAGGCAGACAUCCAAGUUUCCGCUGUUACACCAAUCUCCACUUCUGACAAAAAUGUUGAGGAAUGCACAGUUUCCCCAUCCUUAGAUAAUACCAGAAGCAAGACAUCUGAUAUUAGUCAACCACCUGACUGUCCUUCGAAAUUUGAUAAUCUAGAAGGCUUCUUUGCUCGAGUUAGUGGAAAAAUUAAAUGUGCUCAACCUCUCGGUUUUACUGCUGAUCGAUCUUCUCCCAUAGAUGACAAGAAAUCCGCCACACUGAAGUCUAAACUGUCAGCAGAAAUGCUUGCCACAGCUAAAGGUGAUAUUAAGAGAUUACUACUCAUACCUUCUCAAGUCAUGCUUCUACCCGGAAACUGUUCAGCAUUAAGCGCAGCACUAUCAGUACAUGCUGGAGCACCGGAUUUAUCAGCUGAGAGAGCGCUUGCCUUGGAGAAACUUAAAGAGAACCUUCCACACUUUUCCUUGACCUUGCGUAGAGCUAAGAAGGAUCAAGAGGAGUAUUAUAAGAAGGUUUCCAAGCAAGUGCUCCUCAUCGACGAGCUCACAAAAGAUCAAGAACUCUAUACUAACCUCAAAGAUGGAAACAACAGACUUGAUAACAAAAUCAGCAAGCUGGAGGCAAGAUUGAAGGCUGCAAAGACAAAAAGAGAAGCAAUCAAGAAGCAACAAUUGAGUUUGGCCAAUAAGUGUUCUGGAAAGUGUAAUGCUCUUGAUGAAAUGGAAGCUGAGUUUCCUGUCCUGAAGGAGAUGAAGGAGCUAGCUGAUUGGGAUAUCGCUCGAUUGGAAGAAAGCUUGAGAGACUUCAAGAGUAAGAUAAUCGAGUGAUCGCUUGUCUAAACCAUUCUUCAUUUUCCAGUAAG
Molecule: messenger RNA, 2955 nt
Organism: Solanum verrucosum
Lineage: Eukaryota; Viridiplantae; Streptophyta; Magnoliopsida; Solanales; Solanaceae
Exons: 5
Coding region: 308-2920 (870 amino acids)
Biological process (GO): meristem maintenance; meristem development
Source: RefSeq, a predicted model, not a curated record